AUGGCACUCUCAAUCUCCUCGCUUCUCCUACUCCUCUACGUAUCCUGCGAGACAGUCCGGGCAAACUAUGCCUAUCAUGCAUUCCACACCUACCCGCAGAUCUCAGCCGCUCUUCUCACGCUCUUUUCCGAGGCAUUGAAGUUACUGAUUGCGACCGUCUUCCUACUUCGUGCGAAUGAUGGAUUUUCAAUCACGGGCCUUGUGAAAAUCUUCCAGAGUCUGCAGAAUCGUGACAGUUCCGAGUACAAGCGGAUCUUGAAGUAUGCGCUGCCAGCGGGGUUGUACUUGACGAAUAACCUGAUUUACUAUACGGUUCUGCCAAAGACAUCACCGAAUCUGCUACAAGUUUGCAUACUGGCGAAACUUCCUACGACGGGUAUCCUCCAUCACUAUAUGAUCAAACCGCAACGCAACGUCUUUGCCUGGGUAUCGCUCGGGUUUCUCUGCGUUGGCUUGGUAGUCUUCAACAUCCCAUCGUCCUCAAGUGCUCCCGCGGUCGAAGGAGCAGGCGCAUGGUUCCUCGCACCAGUCGCUGGCUUCGUAAUCGCAUGUCUGUCUGCGCUCGCAAGCAUCGCUACCGAAACAUCGACGAAGACAGGAGAGUUCUGGGAAUCGCAGGCAUAUCUGUAUAUCUGGGGAAUGCUAUUCGCGUUGAUAGCAUACCCGCUCGCGCCCUCGCCGUCCCUCCCGCCGAAUGCCACGACGCCAGAGUUCUUCGAUAUCGCGAUCGCGGUCCUUAUCCUCACUAUCAUAACGUCGGGUACGGGGCUAGUCGUUGCAGUUGUGCUGCGAGCGAGGGAUAAUAUACUGAAGUUGAUUGGGACGGCUGCGAGUUUGGUUACAAUUGCUGUUAGUCAGUUUGUUCUGCUGCCGCAAUUGAGGGCUUCGACCUUCACAACUUGGAGGGUUGCGGGUGGUGGGAUUGUGAGUGUGGCUACGUGGUGUUAUAAUUUCUAUAGCCAGCAGCCGUGGAGGGAGGAACAGGAGAGUAAUGGUGAAGCUGAAGAGGGAUUGUUGGAGAUGGAGGAAAAAUUUGAGGGGAACGUAACUCCUGCCGCUGAAAAGGGUUGGUUUAAUGGCGACUUGUUAACCCCAAGCGCGGAUAAGAUUAUUUGCUGUGGGAUUUUGGUUGGGUUUUUCACGUUGGAAGUUGCGCUAAGAACGCCAUCAUGA
Molecule: messenger RNA, 1173 nt
Organism: Glarea lozoyensis ATCC 20868
Lineage: Eukaryota; Fungi; Ascomycota; Leotiomycetes; Helotiales; Helotiaceae
Exons: 1
Coding region: 1-1173 (390 amino acids)
Biological process (GO): pyrimidine nucleotide-sugar transmembrane transport
Cellular component (GO): Golgi membrane
Molecular function (GO): UDP-galactose transmembrane transporter activity
Source: RefSeq, a predicted model, not a curated record